CGCCCUUCUUUGAGAUCCUUAUAUUAACUGUGGCCAAAGCCCUAAGAAACACAGCUCAUUGUUGGCAGCUGCCGGGCGGUCCUGCGAAGCGGAGAGGGCAGCGAAGGGAAAAGAAAAGGGAACGGCUCGCAAUCUGCCCCAGCGGCUGCUGCAAGACCUCGGCGCCAACCUCGCACAAGCGAGCGCUCCACAGCCCCUCGGCUGCCCAUCUAUGUGCUGCUGAGCCGGUCCUGGACCCGACGAGCCCGACUUCGGUGUUCCGAGCAGAAAUCGCAAAGACGGAAGGACUGGAAAUGGCAGACCAUAUGAUGGCCAUGAACCACGGGCGCUUCCCCGACGGCACCACCAACGGGCUGCACCACCACGCUGGCCACCGCCUGGGCAGCAUUGCGCCCUUCCAGAGCCCGCAUCACCACCAGCAGCAGCAGCCCCAGCACGCCUUCAACGCGCUCAUGGGCGAGCACAUACACUACGGCGCGGGCAACAUGAAUGCCACGAGCGGCAUCAGGCACGCCAUGGGGCCGGGGACUGUGAACGGGGGACACCCCCCGAGCGCUCUGGCCCCUGCUGCCAGGUUUAACAACUCCCAGUUCAUGGGGCCCCCGGUGGCCAGCCAGGGAGGCUCCCUGCCGGCCAGCAUGCAGCUGCAGAAGCUCAACAACCAGUAUUUCAACCAUCACCCCUACCCCCACAACCACUACAUGCCGGAUUUGCACCCCGCUGCAGGCCACCAGAUGAACGGGACAAACCAGCACUUCCGAGAUUGCAACCCCAAUGGCGCGGGCGGCAGCGGCGGUGGCAGCACCAUGCCGGCCUCGGUGGCUCACGUCCCCGCGGCAAUGCUGCCGCCCAAUGUCAUAGACACUGAUUUCAUCGACGAGGAAGUGCUUAUGUCCUUAGUGAUAGAAAUGGGUUUGGACCGCAUCAAGGAGCUGCCCGAACUCUGGCUGGGCCAAAACGAGUUUGAUUUUAUGACGGACUUCGUGUGCAAACAGCAGCCUAGCAGAGUCAGCUGUUGACUCGAUUAAACCUCGGCUGACGAGAGAAAUCAACCCUCCCCUCCCCCCCCCCCCCCCCCCCUUCUUCGGUGUGAAUUAAAAAAAAAAACAUUCCCUUAGACGCAGUAUCUCACUUUUCAGAUCCUGAAAGGUUUGAGAACCUGGAAACAAAGUAAACUAUAAACUUGUACAAAUUGGUUAAAAAAAAAUUGCUGCCACUUUUUUCCUGUUCUUGUUUCGUUUUUGUAGCCUUGACAUUCACCUCCCUUAUGUAGUUGAAGUAUCUAGCUAACUUGGUCUUUUUUGUUGUUGUUUUUUUACUCCUUAGUUCCUCACUUUCUCCAGUGCUCAACUGUUAGAUAUUAAUCUUGGCAAACUGCUUAAUCUUGUGGAUUUUGUAGAUGGUUUCAAAUGACUGCGCUGCAUUCAGAUUUAUGAGUGAAAGGAAAAAUUGCAUUUGUUGGCUGCAUGAACUUUGAAGGGCAGAUAUUACUGCACAAACUGCCACCUCGCUUCGUUUUUUUUAACUAUGCAUUUGAGUACAGACUUAAGUUUUCAAAUACGCUAAACUGGAAGAUUAAACAGAUGUGGGCCAAACUGUUCUGGAUCAGGAAGUCAUACCGUUCACUUUAAAGUUGGCUGUCUCCCCUCCCCCAUAUGUACAGACGAUAAUAGGGCGUGGAAUGUCGUCAGUGGCAAACAUUUCACAGAUUUUUAUUUUGUUUCUGUCUUCAACAUUUUUGACACUGUGCUAAUAGUUAUAUUCAGUACAUGAAAAGAUACUACUGUGUUGAAAGCUUUUUAGGAAAUUUUGACAGUAUUUUUGUACAAAACAUUUUUUUGAAAAAAUACUUGUUAAUUUAUUCUAUUUUAAUUUGCCAAUGUCAAUAAAAAGUUAAGAAAUAA
Messenger RNA from Myodes glareolus (Bank vole), 1904 nucleotides. The record is from RefSeq and is a predicted model, not a curated record. NCBI's taxonomy places the organism in Eukaryota, Metazoa, Chordata, Mammalia, Rodentia, Cricetidae.